GCCUUUCUCGCCUGUGUCCGAUAUUCAGUGCUAUAUAUACGUCGGACACGCGAAUACUUUUCUCGACUCCAGCAAUGUCAGCGAAAUUCUGGCUGAUGAAGGCAGAGCCGGACUCUCGCAUUGUCAAGGGCAAGGACGUCAAGUUCAGCGUGGAUGACUUUGAAUCAGUCAAGACGACGCCAUGGGAGGGAGUGCGAAAUGCAGAAGCCCGGAAUCUCAUGAAGGAGAUGAAGGCCGGCGACAGGGUGCUCUUCUAUCAUUCCAAUUGCAAGAAUCCAGGCAUCGCGGCUUUUGCAAUGGUCACUAAAGAGGCCUAUCCUGAUUACACUGCAUGGGAUCCAACACAUCCGUACUAUGACGCUAAAACAGAUAAGGCAGAUCCAAAAUGGUACAUGGUCGACGUUACCUUCGUCUCUCGCGCGGCCCACUUCGUUCCGCUGUCUUUGCUGCGGAAUAUAGCGGCCGCUCCACCAGACGCACCUCCAAGCGGAGUGGAAUAUAUAGGGUCAGAUGGUGUUAAAGCCAUCAAAGAGAUGGUGCUAGUCACGCGCGGCAGACUCAGCGUACAAAGGGUGGAAGAGAAGACCUGGGGAGUCCUUGAAGACUUAGCCGAAAAGGGUGGUUGGGAAGAGGCCGGUGUGAGCGCUCCAAAGGCAAAAGGGAAGAAGAAGAGUGCUUCAAAUGGUGCGGCGUCGAAGAAACGCAAGGGCCCUGGCAAGGCUACGAAGGACGAGACGAAAGAUGAUGAGCCUAGUGUGACUGCAGAAGGCGGACCGCCUGCAACGCAGGACGUGUCAGACGAGGUGGCGACCACAAAAAAGAAAGUGACAAGCCGGAGUCAUAAGCGCAAAGUGGAUGAUGGAGACACGAAGCCAGAUGAGGCACUCGUGCGACGGUCGACGCGUUUGAGGAAGAACUGAAUAUGUGGAUCUCUUACAUGCUUUUGGUAGGAAUUGUAACCGUACUAGCUCUGUAUACCUUGCACUUCGGAUUUCUUAUACUGGAAUCUGCCAUUAAGCGGCUCAUAUUUGCAUUACCCCAUUGAAGGGGCAUGGCAUUCAGAUGCCCCUGGCC
Messenger RNA from Laetiporus sulphureus 93-53, 1074 nucleotides. Its product is annotated as DUF55-domain-containing protein. Gene Ontology annotation, cellular component: nucleus. The coding region runs from base 75 to 920 and encodes 281 amino acids. The transcript is spliced from 8 exons. NCBI's taxonomy places the organism in Eukaryota, Fungi, Basidiomycota, Agaricomycetes, Polyporales, Laetiporaceae. The record is from RefSeq and is a predicted model, not a curated record.